Cotesia congregata is the source of this 291-nucleotide messenger RNA. The record is from the annotation of a GenBank genome assembly. Lineage: Eukaryota; Metazoa; Arthropoda; Insecta; Hymenoptera; Braconidae.
AUGCCACAAAGUUGGCUGGGAUAUAGUAGAGAAGCGACAGCAGCGUGGCUGAAGGAAGUGAGGGUGAGGCAGAGAGUUGUCGGGGUUGAGGAUGAUGAUGAACGGGGCCAUCCCGAACCGGGAAUCGAACCCGGAACUUAUGGUUACGCAUCAAGAGCUCUUCCAGUUGAGCUAUCUGAGAUAUCGUCCGUAACAACCUUUCAGUCACUUAAUAAUUUUUUGUUUAACACGAUAACAGAAAAAUAUUUAUUAAAAUAUUGUCGAAAUGACUAUUUAUCAAUAGAUACUUAA